Messenger RNA from Trichomonas vaginalis G3, 522 nucleotides. RefSeq lists its product as uncharacterized. The coding region runs from base 1 to 522 and encodes 173 amino acids. The transcript has a single exon. Lineage: Eukaryota; Parabasalia; Trichomonadida; Trichomonadidae. The record is from RefSeq and is a predicted model, not a curated record.
AUGGAGGAAGAAUCAAAUAACGAAGCGCCUCAAUUCCAUGAUAUUCAAGUUACAACUUCUGAUAAAAAAUUCAAAACCACAAUCAAAGAUGUUCCAAUUGAUAUAAAAGUUAAAGAUUUUCUCGCUCUCUUAAAUAAAAUUCCAGAAUUAGAAGAAUAUGGUUAUACAUUUAAAAUAGUAAAUGAAAGUGGAUGCCUUCAAGAUGAUGAUACAAUCAAAGAUGAUGCAGUUUGCCUAGAAAAUGCAGAAAAAUUUUUAUCGCCGCAAGUAAAAAACCAUAAGAAGUUAGUAUAUGGUAUGUUUUGGGUAUUACAAGCAAUUCUUAUUGUAUCAAUUUACUAUAAGCAUGUAUUUAUUGGAAUUUCGAUUUAUGUUGUUGGAUCUAUCAUUCUAUGGCUCCUUAAACGCUUUAAUCCAGAAAAUGCAACAAUUACAGCUGAUGCAAUUGACGCAUUUAGACUUUUCUUUGAAUCUUUAUUACCAACUUUCCAAUUAGAGGAUGCUGCUAUAAAAAGAGAUUAG